UAUUCUGGACGUCUCGUGACGUCAGGGCGUCGCGUGGUGCACGUUACGUUCGCUAGGCAACAUGGCGGCGGUCUGACCAGUCAACACUUUCUGGUUGAUUUCGAUGUGUAUUUUUUAAAGAGGUCGACCGAUAGUGGAUUUUUCAGAAACCGAUAACCGAUUGACAGUGCUGUCUGGGUUGACUACUUCUGAAUUGUAAUCAGACCUCAGAAAGUACACUAAGAUGCCUACAAUGCUGAACCUCAGCAAUGAGGUGGUAAAAAUGAGGGCGGAGGUGAAAAGGGUGAAGGUGCUCCUUAUCCGGAAACUCAUCCGUCAGGUCUCGGUCCUGGAGAAGAAGAAAGGAAAUGAGGCAGACUUGGAGAGGCACCGCAGACGAGCAGCGAGACUUCGUGAGGAGAUCCACGAGCUGAAGGUUAUUGCACCAGACAACAUCACCAAGGCCGCUCUACAGAAGGACAUCAGCUUCGAGAAGGUGUGCCAGAAUAAAGAGGCCAGCCUGUCCGAACGAGCCAUCGCCCGCAUCGCAACACACCCACAGUUCAGCAAGAAAAUCCAGAGCAUAAAAGAAGCAAUUAAAGCCUUCAAAGAGGAAAGAAUAAAUGCGAGAAAGGCUGAGAAACUAGCAAAAAACAAUGCUGAAGAUGUCACACCUCAACAUCAGGCUCAAGAAGGCAGUGAUGAUGAUGAUAAUGAUGUUGGUUCAGAGAAAUCAGAUGAUGAUGAUGGAGAAGAGAAACUGACAGAGGAGGAGAGUGAGAAAAAUACAGAUAAACAGCAAGAUGAAGCUGAUGGUUCCUCAACGGUGAGCCAGAAGACAUGUCUGGAGACGUUAAAUGAAGAAACUAAUCAGUGCCAGAAGGAACAGAUGUCAACAACCGAGAAUUCAGCAGAAACAGUAAGUGUUCCAAAAGAGGUGGUCAGGAUGAGGAAGGAGGUGAAGAGAACGAGGGUGCUGAUCAUCAGUAAGCUGACACAGCAGGUAGCUGCUCUGAAGAAGAAAAAGAGUCCGGAAUCUGAGGUGAAGGAGAGCCAAGAGAUGGUGGCAGGAAUCCUGAAAGAAAUCCAGGUUUUAAGGAGCAUUAAACCAGAUCAAGUGACCAUGACAGCACUCCAGGAGAACACUGAGCUUGAAAAGGUUAUGCAGAACCCUCAGGCGAACCCAAUGGACAGAGCCAUAGCACGUAUAGUCACACAUUCCCGCUUUGUCAACAAACUCCAAAAGGUCAAAGAAGCUAUCGAAGAAGAAAGAGCAAAGGCUGCUGAAGCCGAACAGAAAAAAGAAGACAAACAGAUCUUGGUUCAGUCAAAUAAUGAAGACGAGGAAGAGGAGGAGAAUAAUAAUGAGGAAGAGGAAGAUGAUGAUGGCAAUGAAGAUGAGGAGGAGGAGGAGGAGGAAGAAGAAGUGGGGGAGGACAAAUUGAACAAUCCUUCCAUAGAAAUCCACAAAUCUGGCAUUGAAGAGCCAACAGAUGCAAACUCUCAGACUGUAAAGUUGUCACCAUCCAAGGUCAUCACAACACCUUCGGAAAAACCCAGAGAUCCAAAAGUUAAACCACAGAGUGCUUAUCUCACUUCUACAAUUGUUAAAAGUUCCCCUGAAAAGUCUUCAAAAGUGACCAGUAUAGAGUCUAAGCUACCAAAGAGCAUUGUAAAAUCAGACAAAGAAAAGGAGACCAUCAUCAAGUCACAAAAGAAACAGGACCUACCCGAGACCAAAAAGCCUGAGACAGAAAAGGAUGAAGAAGAGAGUGAUUUAUCGGAUGAUGAAGAGGAGAAGGAAUAUUUUGACGACAGCACGGAAGAGCGUUUCCGUAGGCAGUCAUCUCAGUCUGAAGAGAGCGAAGACGAUGACUUCUUCCUUGGCAAAGUGAGCAAAUUCAAGAAAAAGAAAAGUUGCCAAGGGAAGGUCAAGGAGAAAAAGGGUGAGCCUCAAAAACUUGACAAAUUACAGAAUACAGAGGCAGCCACCGGCAAACCUCACAAGAGAAACCUCGGCAAAUUACAGUCUGUUUUUUGCUCAACUUUGUCCAAAUCCAGCAUCUCCUCUCAGAAUGCAAAGUAUGGCUUCCGCCAUGAUGAUCCAAGACCUCCUCGUUUCCAGAACCAGAGGAAAGGUCCUGAGGGCAAGAUGAAAGCAUCUCGAAACAAAGGCCCAGACCCUGGUGUUGAUAGAAGGACAGGUCAUUUCAAACCCAUUACACAGACAUUUAAAUAUGCAGGAGAAAGGCAUGGUGGACCUUCAGGGGCAGGGAGUGGAAAGUCACAGUUUGAGCACCAUCACAAGGAGAAUCCCAGAGGCCCAUCGGGCAAAAUUUCAAAUCCACCUCAGCAGGCCCUUCAUCCCUCAUGGGAGGCCAGCAGGAAGAGAAAAGAACAGCAGGCACAAAUCACAGUAUUCCAGGGAAAAAAGAUUAAAUUUGAUGAUGAUGAUUAAGCAGGACCUUCUCAAAUUCAUAUGAUACCUUUAUGUUUUAAAACAUGUCUGUCUGUUAUAAAAAAAAAAAAUUAAAAAAAAUGUAAAUGCUUCCUGUUAUUUAACCUUUUUACUGUUAAUUAGUAUUAAAACAUGGAGUUAAAAUGCAAUUAUUAUUUUGUUUUACACAGUGAAGGACUGUUCAAAGCCAAUGAUAAUUUCCAGUUUGGUCUCAUACAUUGAUUUUAUCAGACUGCUUGUCCAUCUGUAAAGAGGGAAAAGUGUUGUAUAAAAGUGUUGUUUUUCUCCUACUUGUUACACAGUUUACUUCACACAUUUAGUUUAGUUCAGUUUGAUAGUUAAACUUUUUCAAGAUUUCACAAAUGGGACAUUUUUAUUCAAUGGGUGAUAUCAUCAUAAACAUUUGCUUGAAAUUAGGGUACAUUUGCCAUUAUUAUUUUGCAGUACAGGAGGUUGUCCUUUUAUCCCAGUUUCAAGUAAUAAAUGUAUACUCUUGUGCAAUGUACACCAUAGGUGUCAUUUGGGAAUGGGACAUGUCCCUACCACUUUUUUCCUUUGUCAAUUUUGCCCCCACUGCUUUUUGAAACAGCCUUUUUUUCUAAUGCAGAAAAAAAAAUCUGCAGUUCUUGAGCAAGAGUUUCCAUUUCGUUUGUGUGUGUAAAUUUAGCGACGAUCCAGCACUGAAGUUUAGUAUGAGUGUGACUGUUAUCAGUGGUGUUGAGAGAUAGCGGGUAGAGGUAGACCGGUAUAUCGGUUUUACCGAUUAAUCGGUGAUGAUAGGUGCUUUUAGGAACUUUCCCUUGCAUCUGGGACUUUAUUCAUAUUGGACUCUUGUAGCAUAUAUGUCUGUGUCCGUCAUGGGAAGUAAAGCCCAAGAUUUUUAUUUUUCUUUACAAUCUAUAAAUCAAUUUUUAAAACUAUUGGCUGAUUAAUGGAUUAUCUGCCUUUUCCCACCACCUGAGUUAUCGGUAUCGGCAAAAUCCACUAUCGGUCGACCUCUAAUAGCGGGUGGCGACCUUCUCUCACACAUCCAGAUGCACACUCUACUCGCUCCACACUGUUGAGCAGCUUGUGCUCCUUUCCAGAUAAAGGGGUCAUGACAUGAGGAAUCAAAUUUUCCUUGAUUUUUUAACAUACAAGAGGUCAUUAUACUAUAAAAACAUAGAACUUCCUUCUCACUGCAAAAGGAGCAUUUGUUAAAACCAAGCAGACAAAAUGCCUCAUUCUCUACUUCCUACACAUUGUGAUGUCACACUGUGAUACACAUUUGCAUUUGACGGCCUCCACAACAGCACAUCAAUAAAUGGGCUCAUUUGAGAUGAGCAAGUUAGGUGUGGAACCAAUCACCGGUGAUCACCGGCAGGUGAUUGCCAAUUUGAAAUCUGUCCGACUUGCUGUGAUGUCAUGGCGACAUGUGUCAAAAAUACUCUUGCAAGAGCCAGCUGGCGCAUUUGCUUUUUCCUUGCUGGGCAAACUGCAAGCAUGAUGGGAAACAACACAGCUAUUAUAAUGCUCAUUAGCUUAAACAACAGUGAUGUUUAUUCACAAUUCUAAAAAAAUAUAUAUUUUUUAACUCUCAUAUAAUGUUUUUAUGUGAAUAAAUUCU
This is a messenger RNA of Myxocyprinus asiaticus (Chinese sucker), 4043 nucleotides long. Its product is annotated as serum response factor-binding protein 1-like. Gene Ontology annotation, biological process: maturation of SSU-rRNA. The transcript has 4 exons. Bases 224 to 2437 code for a protein of 737 amino acids. Lineage: Eukaryota; Metazoa; Chordata; Actinopteri; Cypriniformes; Catostomidae. The record is from RefSeq and is a predicted model, not a curated record. Gene Ontology annotation, cellular component: 90S preribosome; nucleus.